Molecule: messenger RNA, 1208 nt
Organism: Ananas comosus (pineapple)
Lineage: Eukaryota; Viridiplantae; Streptophyta; Magnoliopsida; Poales; Bromeliaceae
Product: 1-aminocyclopropane-1-carboxylate oxidase 1-like
Exons: 3
Coding region: 29-919 (296 amino acids)
Source: RefSeq, a predicted model, not a curated record
AAAGCACAUCCUUUAGGAUCAUAUAGAGAUGGCAAUUCCAGUGGUGAAUCUUGCAGCUCUUGAUGGGGAGAAGAGGAGAGAAACAAUGUCUCUACUGCAUGAGGCUUGCGCAAAGUGGGGCUUCUUUUGGGUUGAGAACCAUGGAAUUGAUGCGGCUCUGCUGGAGAGGGUGAAGAAAUUUGCGAACGCGCAUUACGAAGAUUUCUUGAAGCAAAAAUUCUACAACUCGGAGUUGGCGAAAGGCCUGGGGCCUCAGACGAAUGCCGCGGAGGUCGACUGGGAGUGUACUUACUAUCUUCAGCAUCAGCCAGUGUGCAAUAUCAAUGAUUUUCCAGAUAUUACAGCCGAAUUCCGCCAAACAAUGGACGAAUACAUAAAACAGCUGGUCAAGGUAGCCGAGAAGCUCGCGGAAAGCCUGAGUGAGAACCUUGGCCUGGAAAUCGACUACCUAAAGAAAACAUUCUCCCCGCCCUUCGUCGGGACGAAGGUCGCAAUCUACCCUCAAUGCCCUGAGCCCGAGUACGUCACGGGCUUCCGCGCCCACACCGAUGCGGGCGGGAUCAUCCUCUUACUCCAAGAUGACACAGUCCCGGGCCUCGAGUUCUUCAAAGACGGGGAAUGGGUCCCCAUAAGUCCUACGAAAGAUAACAGAAUUUUCGUUAACAUUGGAGAUCAGAUAGAGGUGGUGAGUAAUGGCACGUACAAAAGUAUUCUGCACCGCGUGACUGCGCCUAAGGAGGGGAACCGUCUUUCGAUUGCGAUGUUUUACAAUCCCGGGAAUGGUGUGGUCAUUUCGCCAGUACCGAAGCUCUUGUACCCGAGCGGAUACCGGUUCCGGGAGUACCUUGAGUACUAUUUCGGGACGAAGUUCUCGGAUAAAGUGGCCAGGUUCCAGACCCUCAGAGAGGUGUUCAAGUGAGCUCUAAAUCAAAUUGGAAGCUGAUGGUUAUUUGAUAUUGCUUUUAAUGUUGUGCAAUAAGCUCAUUCAUGCUUUGGUUAAUUUGUAAGUGGUUUUUGGUUAAUUUGUAAGAGAAGUGGUUUUGGUCUUGUUAGAAAACUUGUUGUUGUUGUUGUUGUUGUUGUUGUUGCUGUUUUUCUUUUAAGAGGUGUUUUGUUGUUGUGUGAUUUUAUUAAAUAAUACCAUAUUUGGUUUUGUUGUUGGAAAACAAAACACAUUGAAUACAUUUUCUUUGUCAAUUUUCUAUCAA